AUGCAGUUCCUGCUACUCGUGCAAAUAAUCUUGAACCAACUCAACAUAAACUUGGGCUUUGGAAAGCAUGCGCUUGAUAUCAACUUUGCCAACUUUGAACGCAUCACUUAUUAUGGUGCAUCCGGGCUCACAGUCUCCAUUUUUGCUAUCAUUCUGAGCAAGAUUUCCUUUGGGCUCACUCUACUUCGAUUGACAGAAGGGUGGCUCAAGGCAUGGGUCUGGUUCGCUAUUGCCACUCUAUUCAUAUUUGCGGUACCGGUUGCCAUCAUCCCAUGGGUACUUUGCAAGCCUAUCACGAAAACGUUCGUGGAUAUACUCCCCGGCGAAUGUGUUGAUAAGCAUCCCUCUGUAAUAUAUGGAAGAUUCCAAGCUGGUUCGUAUGCAAAGCUACCCAUAUCACUCCACCCCGAGCACCCAGCUGAUAUGGAGUGA
Pyrenophora tritici-repentis Pt-1C-BFP is the source of this 432-nucleotide messenger RNA. RefSeq lists its product as uncharacterized. The record is from RefSeq and is a predicted model, not a curated record. Lineage: Eukaryota; Fungi; Ascomycota; Dothideomycetes; Pleosporales; Pleosporaceae.